Messenger RNA from Fragaria vesca subsp. vesca, 2102 nucleotides. RefSeq names its product protein tesmin/TSO1-like CXC 5-like. The record is from RefSeq and is a predicted model, not a curated record. Gene Ontology annotation, biological process: regulation of DNA-templated transcription. NCBI's taxonomy places the organism in Eukaryota, Viridiplantae, Streptophyta, Magnoliopsida, Rosales, Rosaceae. The coding region runs from base 1 to 1728 and encodes 575 amino acids. Gene Ontology annotation, cellular component: nucleus. The transcript is spliced from 8 exons.
AUGUUAUUGUCCCUCUGCUUCCUCUCCAAAGAAAAUGCCUUACCACAUGGCUUUUGGGUGAUUGACUUUCUUUCCUUCAUUGGUCAAUUGCAUUUCUGUGUUUGGAAACCAGAUUCCCCAAAAGCAAGACCAAGACCUGUUGUUGAUGGUAAAGAUGGCACUCCUAAGAAGCAAAAACAGUGUAAUUGUAAACACUCUCGCUGUUUAAAGCUGUAUUGCGAGUGUUUUGCAUCUGGAAUUUACUGUGACGGUUGCAACUGUGUAAACUGUUGCAACAAUGUUGAAAAUGAAGGUGCUAGACGAGAUGCAGUCGAAGCUACUUUGGAGCGUAAUCCAAAUGCAUUCAGGCCAAAAAUUGCAAGCAGCCCACAUGGACCAAGGGAUAGUCGGGAGGAAGCAGGUGAGCUUGUGGUCUUGGCAAAGCACAAUAAAGGAUGCCACUGCAAGAAAUCAGGGUGCCUCAAGAAAUAUUGCGAAUGCUUCCAAGCCAACAUUCUAUGCUCUGAGAACUGUAAAUGCAUAGACUGCAAAAACUUUGAAGGAAGUGAAGAGAGACAAGCUCUAUUUCAUGGUGAUCAUGCCAACAACAUGGCAUAUAUUCAACAUGCAGCAAAUGCUGCCAUUACUGGAGCUAUUGGAUCUUCUGGAUAUCUAUCAUCCCCAAUGGUAUCCAAGAAAAGAAAAGGUCAGGAACUCUUUUUUGGACAGACAGUCAAGGAUCCGUCAGCUCAUAGGAUAGGACAGUAUCCACAGGCAAACCAUCUCAGACCUCCUGCACCGUCUUCGUCUUCUGUCCCUGUUGCUCGUCAUGGUACUGCAGGAUUAGGGCCUUCAAGGUUCACAUACAGGUCUCUCCUAGCAGACAUCAUCCAACCACAGGACUUGAAGGAGCUUUGCUCAGUUUUGGUUGUGGUAGCAGAAGAAGCAGCAAAGACACUUGCAGAACAAAGAAAUGCUGCAGAGAAGCAGGCAGAAGCUUCCCUUGUUACAACCACAGAAGACAGGUUGCAAAGUCAAAAGGAAUCUGAUACGCAGAAAGCUGUGACUGACGAUUGUUCUACAGCAAACCAAGCUGACAAAAUCAGCUCUGAAGAUUCUAAUUCCGAUGGUGUUGAUGGGCCAAAAGGGAGGCCAAUGUCUCCUGGAACUUUGGCCUUGAUGUGUGACGAACAAGAUACAAUGUUCAUGUCAGCUGCUUCUCCUAAUGGGUUGAUGGGGGAUGGAUGCAAUACAUCUUCUCAGUUGCCUAACGGACAUGGAAUGACAGAAGUCUAUGCAGAACAAGAAAGGAUUGUGUUAGCAAAGUUUCGUGGCUGUCUUAAUAUGCUCAUCACUCGCGGAGAACUGAAAGAAGCAGAGUGCGCAUCUUUAGCCAGAAGUGAAGCCGCAGCUCAAAGAGAGCAAAUCGGUAAUGGAACUACAAAUCCAAGAAUGGAAACAGGCAGUCGUCAGGGACCAAUUAGCAAUGGUGUUGCAAAAACUGCUGUCCCACCUACAGCCAGGACAUCGCAGAUGGUUAGUGCUGCUGUCCCACCUACAGCCAGGACACCGCAGACGGUUAGUGCAGCUGUUCCACCUACAGCCAGGACAUUGCAGAUGGUUACUGCAGCUGUUCCACCUACAGCCAGGGCAUCGCAGAUGGUUACUGCGGCAGUUUCAGCUCCUACUACUGUGUCUCCAAAACCUCCAUCCGUUCCCGGAAACGGGGGAAAUAAACCAAAAGCUUAAAGAACUGUAAAAAGAAUUCAGCACACAAGAUUUACCCAAGGUAAAUUCAGUCGACUUGUCAGUGUCAACUGGCAAGACAGUACUAGGAACCACUCUUAGAAGGAUCUAACUUUUGUUUUUGUUUUCUAAGGUUAUUAAUAUAUUGUAGAUUAGAAUUUUUUUUGGCUUCAACCAUAGUUCGAUCCAGGUGGUGUAAAAUGCAGGGCCUUGUAAUUGCACAUGAUAUCAUUUUAGACUGUUACAUACAAAUUAACAUCAUAGCUAGCUUGACUGCUACAAGGUAGGAUUUUUCAUUUAAUUUUCUACUAUUUUUGGCCUUUUCUAUAUAUUUCACAAUUUCUGGAGAAACAGCGAGCAUUCCUCCAUUUAUGGUG